This is a messenger RNA of Rotaria sp. Silwood2, 24210 nucleotides long. NCBI's taxonomy places the organism in Eukaryota, Metazoa, Rotifera, Eurotatoria, Philodinida, Philodinidae. The record is from the annotation of a GenBank genome assembly.
AUGAAUAGCCCAACUCGAUCACUUUUUUCCCCAACGGCAUCUCGCACAACAGGUAUUAUUCCAGAAACAAGUGUCAUUAGUCCACGAUCAAUUUCAAGUCGUAGUGAAUUGGAAAUUAGUAUAUAUACACUUCAAAAUGAACAAGAACGUGUUCAAAAGAAAACUUUUACAAAAUGGGUUAAUAUUUAUUUAUCAUUACAUGAACCACCUUAUUUUAUUAGUGAUCUAUUCGAAGAUCUUAAAGAUGGAACAAAACUUAUUGCAUUAUUAGAAGUACUUUCUGGACAAACAUUACCUAUGGAACGAGGUAAUAAACGAGCUCAUUAUAUUAGUAAUGUUAGUAAUGCAUUGAAAUUUCUCGGAAGUCGAAAAAUAAAACUAGUCAAUAUAGGUCCAAUGGAUAUUGUCGAUGGAAAGCCAACUAUUGUUUUGGGAUUAAUUUGGAUGUUAAUUCUAUGUUAUCAGAUUGAAGAUUCAAAUAUGUUCGAUGGAGAUUCAAAAGAUAAUCGUAGUAAAGCCAAAGAAGCUUUACUUGAAUGGGUUCGAAAAAAGACAAGAGGCAAAAUCGAUGGAUUGGAUGUACGAGAUUUUACGUCGAGUUGGCGUGAUGGUCUUGCUUUUAAUGCAUUAAUUUAUUCAAUUCGACCUGAGUUAAUUGAUCUACAUCGUGUUUCAAGAAUGGAAGUUCGUGAACGAUUAGACAAUGCAUUCAAUGUUGCUGAACAACACCUUGGUGUACCACGUUUAAUUGAUGCUGAAGAUGUUGAUGUAACCAAACCAGACGAAAAAUCGAUUAUGACUUAUAUAGCUCAAUUCUCUCGUCGAUUCCCUGAUUUGGAAUACGUUAAACAAGUUAAAGAAUUUGUUGAAAAGCAAAAGCAAUGGAAAGCAUUCGAACGCAAAGAGUCCAAAUCUCCACAUUUUCCCGGUGAAAAAUUAAAAGAAUUAAAAGAUCAAUUUGACGACAUAACUCACAGAAUGAAUCGAUGGCGACACAAAUUAGAUACAAAUCUUCCAGGGGAUCUUCGUCAAAUUGCUGAAUGGAUCUAUAGAGCAGAAGAUGUUUUAGCACGAGGAAUUAAUUUUGAUUCAUCUAAUACAGCACCUGAAGAAAAUCUUCAACGUUUUAAACAACUCAAUGAAGAACAUACAGCUAUUUUUACGGAUAAAGAAGUAGUUUCAACAAAAUUUCAACGUUUAAAACGUGAUCCAUCUAUAGUUAAUCAACAAGUAUCAAUAGAACAUUUAACAAAUUUAGAUGAACGUCUUAAUAUAAUUAUGAAUAGUAGUGAUGAACGUGGACAUUAUUUAGAUUUCGAACAAAUACAUUGGAAAGUACAAAUAUAUUUUGCUCAAUUAGAACAUUUAAUGGAAAUUUUAAAUAAAAAACAAGGAAAUCUUCAUCAAACAGAACAAUUAUUUAAUGAAUAUAAAAGAAAAAUUCAUGAUGAAAAAAUGAUUGUAACUAUUGAAAAUCUUUUACCGGAAUUAACACGUAAAGCACAAAGUUAUAGUCAAUUACGAAAGAAAGAUGAUCAAACAUCGAAAGGUUUUAAUGCAUAUUGUGAAUAUGUUCGUAAAACAUUGAAAAGUGCAGCUCUUGAUCUUAACACAAAAGAACAUAUGUUACAAGAAACAAUAGAUAAUUGGAAAAUUUAUCUUAGUUCUUAUGAUCAAUUCGAAAGAUGGUUAACUGAAGGUGAUCAAGUGCUUCUACGUUCAUCAGAAGAAAAAUUUAAUUAUUUUGCAAAUAUAAAUCAUUGGACUGAAAUACAUGAAAACUUAUGUAUAUCAAUCGAAAGUUUAAUAUCUGUAUGUGAUGAUGAAAAUUCUGCAGCUUUGCAGAAGAAAUUGUUAUUUAUUAAUCGACGAUGGAAAGAAAUAUUUGAUCGAGUUCAACAAUUUGAACACGGUGAAUCAAUUAAGAAAAAACGUGAUGAAUUUUAUGCUGGUCGUUCGAAUAUAUUAGAUACAUUAGAUAAAAUUGAUGCCGAAAUACAAGCGUAUUUACCAUGUACAAUAAAAGCACUUAAAGAUCAAGAAAAUCGUCUUUAUAAAGCACAAUCAGGAAUUGAUAUGCUCAAUGAAAAUAUUCAAGCUCUUUCGAAAUUAAGUCAAAUAAUAGCACGUGAAAGUGGUGAAAUAUUUGCAACAAGUGAUAUGAAUUCGAUUUUACAAACAUGUUUUGAUAAAUUACGUCGAGUACAAGAAUCUUUACCGUCAACAUUAAAACGAAAUAAAAUUAUGCUUGGACAUUUACAAAAAUUUGAAGAUGGUCUACAAAAAUGUCAACAAUGGUUUAAUGAAGCUAAACAAUUAUUUAGUCGAUAUUCAAUUCAAGUACCAGUGAAACGUAUUGAAGAUUUUCUUGAACAACAUAGAAAUUUUUUUGCUGAAAUUGGUUACUAUCAAUCAUUACUUGAAAGCAAAGCAAAAUUAAUUCAAACCAUGAAAAAAUCUAAUGAAAAUUUAAUUCCAUUAGAUUUUUCUCCAGUCGAUGAACAAUAUCGACAAUUAAUUGAUACAUUUGAUCAAAUAAAUCAACAAGUAUCUUAUUGGGAAAAAGAAUUUAAUCAACAUUCUCAAUUAUGGAAAGAUUUUCAUCAACGUUUAAAACAUCUAGAAGAAUGGAUAGAUCAAGCACAAAAUAUUGCUAAAGAAAAACAUGAUGAUUAUGUCUAUCUUAUACGUAAACAUAAAGAGUUUUUUCAAACACUUGAUGAUGAAAUUUUACAUGGUUUUAUUAAAUCUGGUCGUGAAUUAUUACAUAUAAGAGAUAAAACAGAACAAAAAGAAAUACAAUUUUUAAUGGAUACACUUGAAUCAAAAUGGAAAACAAUCAUAUGUUAUGCUCCAAUACGUUUAUUACGUUUACAAUUUGAACGUAUUGAACAUAUUAUUGUACAAGAAUUAGAACAAGCUGAAAAUGAACUUAAUGAUGAACUUAAACAAUUAGAACGUCAACAUGAUACAACAGAAAUUUUAAGACGUCAUAAUGAACGUUUUCAAUUAAAUAAUUUUUGUCCAACAAUGGAAAUACAUAUGAAAGAUUUACAUACAUAUGCAAAUGAUAUUCGUAUUAAAGAACAAGAACAAACAUUAGUUACUCAUGAUAAUGAACAAAUUGAUCAACGUACAAUUAAAUUAAAUAAUUAUUGGACACAUAUGCAAACUAAAAUUGAUAAUGUUAGAAGAAAACUUCAAACUGUACCCAAAAAAUGGCAAGAAUUUGAAGAAAAAUUUCAUCAUGUUGAAACUUGGAUGAAUACUAUUGAACGAUCAAUGACUAAUACACAAAAUACUGAAAUACCCUUGGAACAAUAUAAAUCACUUGUUAAUAAAUUUAAGAAUGAUUUUCAACAAAUCGAUACUAUAUCUGAUUAUACAAAAUCUUUACCAUUAAUCUUAAAUGAUCUAAUCGAAGAACAAGCUACUGAUGAACCAACACGUUAUCGUCAACGACUUGAUUUACUUUUAUCACGUUAUAAACAAUUAUGUAUUUCUAUUGAAGAAACAUCUCAAUAUUGUUCAGUUAUAAUUCCAGCUAAAAUGAUACAUGAAAAUAGUUUACAAUUAAAUGGAUCAUUAAUAAAUAUAUCGAAUGUAUCAAUUAAUUUUCGUGAUGUAUCUGAUGUUCGAAUUACAUUACAAGAGCAAACACAAAUUUAUAAUAAUUUAAAAAAUUUUUCACAACAAGUUAAUGAACUUGUUACACGUGGAAAUGAACUUAUGAAAUUACCCAUGGUACCAAAAUAUGUUCAACAAGAUGUACAAAAUAUACAAAAAAUUUAUAGUGAUAAAAUUCAAUCAGCACAAGAUUUAUUAGAAAAACUUCAACGUUUACUUGAACUUUGGGAACGUUUUGAUGCGAAUAAACGUCGUUACCAACAACAAACUGAACGAUUAAAUAAUGAACUUUCACAAUUAAAUACUAAUCGAAAUUCGAUUACUUCAUUUCAACAUGAAAUUGAUAAUUGCAAACAUCUUCGAAAUUCUUAUGCUGAUUUAAAACCAUUACUUGACGAAACAGGACAAGUUUUACAAACAAUAUCAUCAAAUAAUUUAUUACCUUACGGAAAUUUACAAACACUUAAAACUGAUCAUGAUAAUAUGCAAGAAGAUUUAUUUGAAAAAUUACGAAUAACUGAAGAAAUUUUACAAGAUUUAAUAUCUGAUAAUGAUAAAUGGGUACAAUUUAACGAUGAACUUAAACGUUUAGAAGCAUUAUUUAAAGAUAUUACUUCAAUGUUUGAUACAAAAAUGGUUGGGGAAAGAUCAUUAGAAGAAAAACAACAAAUGUUGGAGCGUAUUCGUAUUGAACUUUCUGGACAUUUACAAUCAUUAUCAGUCUUACAUUCUGAUGGUUCAAAUCUUGAAUCACUUCGUUCUCGGCCAAAAGAUUUACGAAAUGUCUUAAAUCGUCUAAAUCAAUUACGUGCAUUAGCUGAAACAACAUCUAAUAAAGUAAAUCGAGAAGAAGAACAAGUAGCACAAUCUCGAACACAUGUACAAACAUCACAACGUUAUAUUCAACAAUUACAACCAUGGAUUGAACAAACAGAAUAUUAUCUUAAUAAACGUUUUAAUCAAACUGGUGCUUUGAAUACGAAUGAUGCUAAACAAUUACUUGAUAAACAUAAAGAACUUCUUGAAGAACGUCGUCGUAUGUUAACCAUAUACAAUAAUUUACAGGAUGAAGAACAUAAUGUAGUUGAUCAAUAUGAAUUAAAAUCAUUAAUAAAAUCCUUAUCAACACGUUGGAUGGAUAUAGAACAAAAAUCUGAUGAAUUAGCAUCGAUUUAUAAUACACAACAUCGUGCAUGGACAACAUUUGAGUCUGAGUUAAAUUCUUUUCGUGAUGAAAUUUUAUUUGAAUUUGAACAACGAGCUCAUAAUAUAAGUUCAACAGAUAUUAAUAAAUUAUUUGAUCUUAAUCGAAUUAAUACAUUACUUAAUGAACUGCGAUUACUUAAUGAAAAUAUUAAUACUCAUACAUCAAAUUAUAAUCGUUUACAAAAACAAUUCAAUGAUUUAAGACAAUACAGUUCAUCGGAAGGUCAACGAGUACUUAGUGAAGAACAAUUAUCAAUUGAAAAAAGAUGGAAUCAACUUAAUCAACUUAUUACUGAUAGAUCUAAUAUAUUUUUUUCUUUUUAUUUAAUCAAUAGAAUCAUUGUUCUACUCGGUCAAUGUAAUAGUCAGUUAGAACGAACUCAACAAGCUGUUAAUUUCAAUCAACAAUGGGAAAUUUUAAUAUCAAUAAUUCAUACAUCAUUUGAAACUUAUCAACAACAAUUAAUCGAAAUUCGUCAAGAACAAAAAUCAUUAAUUCAUCUUAAUACAAUUCAAAAUAUUCAACAGAGUCGAAUACAAUGUGAACAAAAUAUGAAACAAUUAGAAACACUUGCUACUACUGGAUUUAUUCAUUCAACUAAAAAGGAAUCUAUUCGAACACAAAUACGAACAUUAAAACUUCAAUUAAAUGAACUUAAUGAAUUAUUUUCAAAUAUUCAACAAGAUUUACGUACACGUUCACAAGCAUGUGAACUUGUUCAAACAUGUAUCGAUGAAAUAAAUCUAUUUCUUGAUUCAUUACAAAUACAAUCAAAUGAUAAUCAAAUACUUUCAUUAACUUGGAUUCAAAAUCUACGUAAUCAAUUAGAUCAAUUUGAUAUUAAGUCAAAACGUUUACGCACGGUUGAUUCAUUUUUAAGUCAUUGUACAACUGAAUUAAUGCGCUCAUUUGAAUCAAUGACAAACCGAUUUCAAGUAACACGAAAAGAACUUGAAACAAUUAUCAAUGAAAAUGAAUUAUUCUAUGGACGUCAACAAGAACUUGAUGUUUAUUUAGUCGAAUUAGAUCGACAUUUAAAUUAUUUAACAACAAAUUAUGAAACAUUUGAAAGUAUACAAAAAGAUAAUCGAAGAGAAUUAGACAUUAAACUUGAUAAACAUCAAUUAUUAUUUCAAUCAAUCAAAGAAUUUGAUAAACAAUUUGCCAAUAUUCGUAGUAAAAUAUAUGAAGCUGGUUUAAAAAGUUCAUUAGAAGAAUCAGUACAAAAACGUUUAAAGCAUCUCGAACAAAAUUCAUCUUUAUUACAAGAAAAAGCUAUGCAAACAUUUACAUUUAUAACAACAAUUAAAUUUGAAUGUGAACAAUUAGUAACAGAUAUUAAACAAAUGAAUGAUUGGUUAAAACUAACUGAUCAACAAUUAAAUAAAUAUUUAAUUAUUAAUCUUAGUACAGCAGAAGAGAAAAAUGAUGCUGCAAAACGAAUGCUUGAAAAAUUGGAUGAUUUUGCUAUUCAAGAAGCUCAUCGUGAACAAAUGAAACAACGAUCUGAUAGUCUAUUUAAAACACUUGACGAUGCUCCACUUCAAGCUAGUCUUGACGAUCUUGAUCAAACAUUUUCAACACUUAAACAACAAAUUCAACAUCGUUAUGAAACAUUAAAUCGUGCUGGACAUCAUCAUGCUGAUUAUGAUCUUCGUUUACAUAGUCUUUUCGAAACAUUAUCAACACUUCAAACAACAUUUCAUCAUAUUCGACAACAAGAAAAUCAUAGUGAUGUUUUAUUUCAACUUAAAAAUUUUAAAAUGGAACGAGAUGAUUUCGAAGAAGAAAUUCGUCGUAUAUCCUAUAGUAAUGAACAAAUCGUAUCUGAAACUUCCAUUGAAGGUAGUGAACAUCUUAAAUUAAAAUUAAAACAACUUCAAACAAAAUGGAGAACUUUGAAUAACGAUAUUCAAUCAUUUGAAGAAAAAUUAGCUCAACAAGAUGAAGAACAACGUUUAGUUUUAAAUGAACAAGCAACAAUUGAACAAACAUUAAAUAAUAUUCAACAACAAUUACAAACAUUUGAUCAACAAUUUUUACAUGAUUAUACAACAUCUGAUUUAGUUCGACAACGUCUUCAACAUAUGACAAAUACAUUAACAAGUGUAGAAAAAUUUCAUUUACAUUUAUUAUCUCCAUCAUCAUCAACAGAUACAACUGUUAUUGAACGUGCACAACAUUUAUCAUCAUUUCAUGAACAAUUAAAAAUAACGACACAAAAAAAAAUUAAUGAAUUAAAUCAAAUUGAAAAAUAUUCUAAUGAAAUUAUAUCUUGUCAACAAACAUUACAAAAUUUAAUUGAUACAUGUUCAAUACGUUUACAAACAUUUCAUAAUGAAAAAUCAAAAAAUGAAAUUUAUAUUAAACGUAUCAUAACAGGAUUUGAAGAUCAUCGAAAUCGUUUAAAUGAUUUAAUUGUUAAAGCAAAAGAUCUCAAAACAAAAUUACAUGAUGAAUGUCUUUCAAAAGAAUUAGUUAAAAUAUUAAUAGAUAAAAUUGAUCAAAUGAUUAAUGAUGCUGAACGUUAUUCAAUAAAUUUAAUUCAAACUGAAAAUGAAUGUCAUCAUAUACAAGAAUUAAUUGAUGAACAAAGAGAAUCAAUACAAAAUAUUCAACAAUUAUUGAUAACAAUUGAACAAACAAUUGAUGGAUUUAUGUUAAAACAUUCAAUUGAAGAAAAAUUAUUACAGAAAGAAGAACUUAAACAUUUACAACAAGAAUGUCUCGAAUGUGGUAGUCGAUUAAUUCAAAUCAAUGUUCGUCUUAUUGAUAAUCAUAUUGAUGAUGAUCAAAUAGUAAUGAUAGCCAGUGAAACAAAGAGAAAAUGUGAUGAACUUGUUAAGAAUAUUCAACAUCUUCUUAUAUCUUGUGAUGAAAUUAUUAAUAAACAAACAACAUUUGAUGAAACAUAUAAUGAUGUUCGAAAAUCUAUUGAAAGUCUUCAUGAAAAAUAUCAAAGUAGUUUAGAAUUGGAUAGUGGUGUUGCAGAAUUAAGUGCACUUUUAUCUGAAUGUGAUUCAUUACGUGAUCGAUUAGAUUUUAUGGCAUCAUCUUAUAAUACAAUUGAUACACAAUUACGUACACGUCAUUCAUCAAUAACAACGACGACGACAACAACAUCACCAAAUACUAAUAGUUCAUUAUUAUUAUCACCAUCAGUACAUAAUCAUACAAUGAAAGCAAUGUUACAACAAACAAAAGAUGAAUUUAAUCAUCUUGUACAAACAUUACGUUCAUCAAAACAAACAAUUGAAUCUAAACAACAACGUUUACAAGCAUUAAAUAAACAAUUAAAUGAUAUUGAACAUGAAUAUGAAUUAAUACUUAUAACAACAAACUUACGUGAUAUUGAAGAAAUUAUUAAAGAUGAUCAAUAUGAAUAUAAAGAUGAAUGUCAAAGAAAAAGAUUAACUAUUCAAGAUAUUGAACCGAAACAAAAUCGUUUACAAACAAUUUCAAAUGAAGCUAAUGAAUUAAAUGAUUUGCAAUUAGCAAACAAUGCUAAACGUUUAAUUAGUCAGUUUGAUCAUUUAUGUCGAGAACUUUCAAUUCAUCUUGAUGAAAAUGAACGUCGUUAUCAAAUACUUCAAAAGUUUACUAACGAUUGUUCAUCAUUACAACAAUCUCUUCAAACUAUUCAAAAUCAACUUUCACCGAUUUUAGAUACGUAUGGUGAUAAAGAAAUACUUGAAGACAAAUUGAAAAAAUUAAUGGUUAGUUGUUCUAUUCAUGACUCUCUAUAUUUAACAACUAUUGUAUUUGUUAUUUUUCUUUCAAAGGACAUUAAAAAUACCUAUCGAGAAUUGACGUCUGCAUUACAAGACACCGAACAAAUGACAAGUCAAGUACUCACUCUAGUUGGCCAAAAUGGUAAACAAUCUAUACGUCGUGAAUGGGAACGUGUACAAUCUAAAUCACAUCAAAUAAAUACAACUAUUCUCAAGAUCGAACAACAAUUACAAAAUUGUAUUGCCGAUUGGUUAACAUAUAUAAAAGAAAGUGAACAAUUAACAAAUGAAGUUAAUGAUUUAGAAUCAUUAUUAAAAAUGAUAAAUACUCGAAUUCAAAAUGAUGGACAAACACCUGUUGAUACAUUACGAAAUAUGAAAAAUGACUUAGAUUUAAUUGAAAGUAAAUUAAAUAGUCUAAAUCGUUUUGCAAGUGAUUUAUCACAACGAACACAAGAAACUGAUCUAUUAGAACAUUUACAACAAUUACAAACAUUUAUACAACGAUUAAAAAUUUUAUUAAAAGAUCUUUUACGUAAAGCAACAGAUGGUCAAACAAAAUAUUCUUUAUAUUCUCAACAAAUAAAUACUUAUAAUGAAUUACUUAAUCAAUGUGAAUUAAUUCUAAAUAAAAUUAUUAAUGAUAUUGAUCUUUGGAAUAAUAAUAGUAAAUCUUUAUCUAUUGAAAUAAUUCAAACAACAUCAAAUGAUUUACAAUCAUUAAUUAAUAAUCAAUCAGUCGUUCAACGACAAGCAAAUUUAUUAAAUGAAGUAACGGAAUCUUUAUUAGAUUCAGUUGAAAAUGCAAAUUUUUUUCGUCAAACUUGUUUAAUGAUGCAAAAUCGACAGACAAAUAUAUUUCAACAAGCAAAUACAAUUGAAAAUCAAUUAGAUAAUUUAUCACAACGAAUCAAUGAUAUUAAACGAUUAAAAAAUAAAAUAACCGAGUCACAUAUAAAAAUUGAGCAAAAAUUAAAACAAAUUAAUGAUUUAGUAUCAACAACUAAUGCAGAUGAAAAACAAGAACGAUUAAUUCGUAUACAGACUGAAUUAGAAAUCUUAAAUGAAAACGAUAUUCAUCUUCGUGAAUUAGCCGAUAUGCUCGAUCAUUUACAACCGAAAAUAUCUGAAUUUAUAAGCGAUUAUGAACAAAUCAAAACUAAACAAGAACAAUUAUAUAAUGAAGCUCAAACACUUGAAAUUAAAUGUCGAUCUGAAUACAAUUCAUUAAAACAAUGGAUUGAAAUUCAACAAAAAAUAGAACAUAUUUUAACAAAAAUAUCUAAAGAUUUCGAACAAACAAUACAAUAUCAUACAUUACUUCAAUUAGAAGAAUUUUCGAAAAAUUUAACAUUAAAUUUAAAUAAUCAAGAACAUAUUGAAAAUCUUAUUGAAGAAGCACGACAAAUAAUUGUAUCAUUAGAUCGAUCAAAUCAAGAUAGUAUUAUUCGUACAAUCGAACAAUAUGAAAUACGAUGGAAGGAUCUUCGUGAACGUUUAAAUAAAAAACUUGAAGAAACAGAAAAAAUUCGUAAUCAAACUCAAAAUCUUAUUCAAGAUUGUAAUAUUCAUGUAAAACAAUGUUUAAAUUUCAUUUCAACAUUAAUUGAUAUUCAAAAUGAUUCAACACAAACAUCGAACGAUAAACUUGAACAAUUAAAAACUGAACAUAUGAAAAUUCUAAAUUCUUUAACUUUAACUAUUGAAAAUAAUCUUUUAUUAGCAAAAGAUUUAAGUCUUAUUCUUACUAAUGAACCACAAAUACGACAUCAAAUUGAACAAUUGAUUCAAAUACGUAAUAAAAUCAAAGAACAAUUUAAUUUAACAAUUCAACAAUUUGAAGAAUUAGUUCAACGAUUUAAUAUUUCAUUAAAUGAACAUAAUAAUCUUGAAAAACGUCUUACAACUACAUUAUGUGAUAUUGAAAGAUGUUUAAAUCUUACAGGAGAUAAUUUUACAUCUCAAACACGUCAAUAUUUAAAUGAAUAUCAAACUAUUCAACGAUCAAUUAUAAUUGAUUUACAAAAAUUAUCUGAUCAUAAUCUUUUAUUAUCUUCAGAUGUCAAAGCUAUAGAAUAUCUUCAAGAACGUUAUAAUCAUUUAAAAGAAAUUCAUUUAAAUUUAGAACAGAAAGUUAAUCAUUUACGAGAACGUAUCAAUGUUUCAUUAUCAAUAAAUGUUAAAAUCGAUGAUAAUAUUCGACAAAUAAAACGUAAACUAAUUUUAUAUGAAAAUGAUCUUCAUCGUUUAAAAUCUGAAGUACCAAAUACAGUUUCUGAUAAACGUAUUCGUGCUGAAUUAGCAGUGAGAGUUUUUAAUGAUCUUGAACUCGUUGAAAAUCUUCUUACCGAAUUAAUUCGUGAUGCUACAAAUGAAUGUGAAACAUCAACAGAAAAUAUUCGAAUAUUAAAUGAAAUAAAACUUCAACAUGAACAAAUGUUUCAUGAAUUUAAAGAACAAGUUGAUUAUACAAAUUUAAUUUUUAAUGAACAUUUUAAUUAUGGUGAAAGUGCACGAACACUUCGAUCAUUCAUUGCAGAUGUUACAACAGAAUUGUGUAAUCUUGAUAAACAAUCUAUUUCGACAAUUGAAAAAACAAGAGAAUUAAUUGAGUCUAAAGUUUUACAAGUACAACGAUUAAAAGAUCGUUAUGAUGAAUUACAACCAGUUCUUGUUCGCAUUCAAAAAGCUACAGCUUCCGAUGGUCAACAAAAAUUACUUGAUGAAAAUCAAUUUCUUUUUGAUGCAUUACAAUCUUUAGAAAAUCAAUUAUCAACUAUUCAUUCAUUAUGUAUUGAAAAACAACAAGCAUGGAUUGAAUUUAAACUUCGUUUUGAUACAACAUGUUCAUCAUUUAAUCAUACACUUGAAUUAUAUCAACAUAAUGAUCAUGAACUUGAACAAUUAAAAGAUAUUCAAAAUGAAUUAAUUCUUCUACAAGAUCAUAUUGAUUAUCUUUUACAAAUAAAAUCAACACGUUUUUCCAUUCUUACACCAAAUGAUAAUCUAUUCUUUUUUGAUACAAAUAUUGAAUAUGAUUUAUCACAAUUACAAAUAAAUUAUCGUCUUAAAUUAAAUGAAAUUAAUCAAGAAAUUGAACAAUUAACUGAAAAUAAAUUAAAAUCUGAACGAUUAAAAUUAAUUAUAAAAUCAAUUGAAGAUAAUUUAAAAUUACAUGAAGAAAAUCUUGAUAAAAUUUCUUAUCAAAGAAAAUUAGAUAAUGAAACAACAUUUGAUAAUUUAUCAAAAUCAUUUCAACAAAUUGAACAAAUACAAAUUGAAUUAAAAGAUUUAUCAAAAAAUUUAAAUCAAAUUUCAAAUGAAGAUUUAAUUGAACAAUUAAAAAUAAAACUUGAAAGAUUAANAAAGAGUCCUUUGGCUGCUGAGAACGUUUUAUUUUUAAAUGACAUUGAAACAUCUGAAUAUCUUGAUAUAAUACAGAAUAAAAAGGAACAGUGUAAUAAUCUUCUUGAACAAUUAACAAAUUGGCUUGAAUUAAAACAAAAUACAUAUGCAAAUUUACUUGAUGUAUCAUAUGAAAAUGAUUCGACAUCACUUGAAUCUAAAAUAAAUCAAAUUCAAGAUGAACAUAAUACAAUGGGUGAAGGUUAUACAAUUUUAAAAUCUAUUGAAAAUUUACAAAAUGAAUUAAAAACAAUAAAUACUGAUGAUGAUAAUAGAAUUCUAAAUGAACUUGUGGAACAAUAUUGUGAACAAUUAAAAACAUGUGAUUCAUCUUUUGUUGAAAUAAUAUCUAUGAUAAGACAAAUUCAAAUGAAUAUAAAUACAUUUGAUGAUAGUUGUCAAGAAAUUGAACAUACAAUAAAACAACAACGUGUUUUAUUUGAACAAUUUAUUGAUAAUAAUCAUAAUAUUUUACCUGAUAAUUUAAAUCAACAAAUACAAAUAUUAAAAAAUUUACAACAUGAAAUUGAAACAAAAACAAAUUCAGCAAUUGAAACAUUAUUACAAACAACAAAAGAAACACCAAUUAAUGGAACGAAAAUUCAACAUUUAAUAAAUGAUAAUGAACAAUUAAAAUUAGAUAUUCUUCAAGAGAUUAAUCAACGAGAAUCACUUCUCGCUCAAUAUACUGAAUUUCUUACUGAAAUGACACAAACACAAACAAAUGCCAUACAUCUUGUUCAAAAACCUGAUUCUUCGAUGUCCGAUGAAGAUUAUAUAAAAAUAAAACAUUCAUCAGAAUCAAUAUUGAAAUCUUUUAAUACAACAUCAAUAAUUGGUCAUCGUUUACUUGAUGAUUAUUCUCAAUAUACACAAUUAUGUCGUUCAAUUAAAUCAGCACUUGAAUUAAAUGAACAAAAUCGUCAAACAUUUGAAUUUUCUAUGAAAAAUACAGAAACAAUCUAUUUAACUGCAGUAGAAAUACGACAAGAACAAGAUGAAAUAAUUAAAAAUCUUCAACAACAAAUAAUACAUUUAGAACAAGUUAUUAAUCAAACAAAUGAAUUAGAUGAUCUACAGACAUUCGAUCAAACAUAUGAAGAAAUAAAUACAUAUAUUGAAACAAUUCAUACAAAACUUAAAUCAAUUAUAUCGAAUACACAUAAUCAACAUUUACCUACAUUAACUGAUAUUCAACAACAUUUACAAACUAUUUCUAAUCGAAGUCAACAUCAACGAGAUAAAAUUCGUCCAAUACUUGUUGAAAAACAAACUCAAAAUGAAUUACUUGAAUCUUCAAUAAAUUGGUUAUCAGAUACUAUGAAACAUUUAUCUAUAUUAUCAACUGAACCAAUAUCUGUUCAAUAUGAUCAAACAUUAAAUCGAUUAAAUGAUUUAUUAAAUGAAAUUCAAUUAAAAUUAUUACAAAUUCAACGAAUAAAUUCAAUAAUAAAUAAUAAUCCAUUAUUUGAACAAAAUCGUUUAAAACUAAUCCUUGAUUUAGAAAAUGCAAAAGAAACAAUCAAUAAAUUAAUAAAUAAUCGUGAACAAAUACAGCUAACUGUUCAACAACUUGAUCAAACCGUAUUAUUAAUUAAUCAAAAUAUUAAAAUUCUUCGAACAAAUCUUGAACAUUAUCGAUUAUCAAAUAAUAAUAUAGAAGAACUUAAAAGAUUAACAAAUAGUAUAAACAAUGAAGAAAUACAAUUAAAAACAUGUUAUGAUACAUUAAAUGGACUUCAUAUAAAUUUAAAUGAAAUCGAUCGAAAUGAAUAUAUGAAUCAUAUACGUUCUGUUGAAAAUCAAAUAGUUGAUAUAAAACAACGUAUAAUUCAUUUCGAAAAAUUAUCAAUUGAACAUCAAACUGAAUAUAAAAAUUUUGAAAAAAAUCUUCAAUUAUUUCAAUUAAAUAUAAAUACAUUUAAACAAACAUUACAAAUGCGUUUAAUGCAAAUAACAAUUGAUAAUAUAAAAAUAAUUGAUAAUCUUAAUCGAGAGAUUCAAAGUGAAGAAACACAUUUAAAUGCACUACGUGGUAAAUACAAGACAUUAGCACCUGAUUUAAAUAGUGAAGAACGUCAACAAGCAGAAACUAUGAUAUAUAAAAUUCAAACUGAACUUGAACAAUUACAAGAACAAAUUGAAAAACGAAAAGAACAUUUGAAUACAUUAACACUUCAACGUCAAGAAUUAGAUCAAGCAUCUCAACGUCUGGUUGUUUGGUAUGAAGAUAAACAACGUUUAGUUUCGCCUGAUCAAAUGAUUCCAUUAAAAAUAAAUGAAAUUGAACGAAUACAAAAGAAAUUUAAUGAUACAUUAAAUGAAUUAAAAUUUCAACGAAUAACAUUCGAUAAUAUCAUUAAAUUAGGUGAAGAAGUUAAACAAGGCUAUUCACGUGAAGGUCAAAAUGAUAUUAAUCUUCAUCUGGAUGAAUUACUUCGUAAACUGAAUUCUUUGGAAGAAUCAAUACAUGAUCGUAAUCGACAAUUAAAUGGUGCUAAUGAACAAAGACGAGAAUUCGAUAGAAUUAUGAGUAAACUUAGUGAAUGGAUUAAAAAUACUGAACAACAAAUCAAAGAUCCAUUAACCAAUGAUCUUCAACAAACUGCUAAUGGUCUCAAAGAAAAAUAUAGAAGUGUACAAACGUUGCUUGAAUCAACAAAAGAUCGUACGAAUGAAUUUGAUGAUUUAACACGUAUUUAUACGAUUAUCUCAUCAACAUUGAAUGAUACUGAUCGAAUUACAUUAGAUGAAAAAUUUACUUUACUUCAAGAAAAAUAUAAUCGUUUAUCGGAUAAUCUUACUCAGCGUCUUGCAUUACUUGAUGAAGCAAAUCAUGAACGAGAUGAAUUUGAUAAACAAAAUGAACAUGUUCAAAAUCUUUAUCAAGAAAUGCAAAAUGAUUUUACAAAAUUAAAACAACAAUCAUCAUUUAAUGAUGAUAAUCGUGAUGACAAUUUAUUAUCGAUUGAAAAACGUUUAGAACAAUUUAAACAAUUAUUAAAACGUCUUGAUGAAACAAAUAAUUAUUUAAAAGAAUUAACACGUUUACAACGUUUAUUAACUAGUAAAGGACAUCGAAUUGAUUUUCGUAUGGGUGGUGAAUUAAAUGCUAAUUUAAAAAAUCUUGAAGGACAAAUUCAAAAUGAAAUUGAAAGAAUUGAAAGAGCUUUACAAACAGAAAAUGAUUUUCAUCAUUUAGAAAAAGAGCUUGAAUCAUAUUUGAAAACUUCAUCUGACCAUUUAAAAUCAGCUCAACAUCAACAAGAUAAAGGAAUUGCUUAUCAGACUGUUUUUGAUCGUUUACAACAAAGUGAACAUGAACUAAAUAAAUUAAUUCAACUUGCGGAACGUCUAAAGCAUGAACUUCCACGUUCACAAUAUGAACAAUUACAAAAUAAAAUAGGACAACGUCAAGAAUAUCUUCAAACACUUUUAAAAACAUGUCAACAAGCACGUGGUGAACAUGAACAUAUGGUUAAAACACAAAAUAAACUUAAUGAAGAAUUAAUUGCUAUUAAUGAUUGGUUUAAAAGACUUAUACAAGAAUUAACACAACCAAUUGAUCUUAAUUUAUCAUUAAAUAAUGUUAAUGAUAUUCAAGAUUCAAUGGCACAACUUGAUGCAUCCAUUGAUCAACGUUUAUUAAGACUUGAUCAAGCACUUCGUGAUGAACCAAAUUUAAUUAGUUCGAAUGAUAAAGAAAUUCGUGAAAGAUUAAAUACUGUUGAAGAACUUAAACAUCAAGUUAAAAGCCAUCUAAAUAAACGACGUACUAUUCUUGAUGAUAUUCAUCAACGUAUGACUCAAUAUCUUAAAUUAACUACAGAUAUUAAAACAGCUAUUUGUGAUGCUGAUUUUAAAUUAGCACCAUUUUUUGAUGGAUAUGCUCGUAAUCGACUUGAUGAACAUGAACGUGAACUAAACUCCCUUGAGCAAAUAUGUAAUGAACAAAAAAAUCGUUUAGCUGAAGCACAUAAAUUAGUUGAUAUAUUUCGACCACAUUUACGAAAUAAUGCAAAGGAAUUAUGUGAUAGUCAAUUGAGAAAUUUUCAUCAAACUAUUGAAGAUCUUGAAACUCGUAUUCAUCAACGUCGUAAAGAAUUAGAUGAAAUUCGUCAAAAAUCGAAUAGAUUUAAUUCAAGUCUUGCUCGUUUACAAUCUGAUACAGAACGACUUUUACAUAUGAUUGACAAAGCACCAGAUAGUGCGGAAACACUUAUUUUAGAAAUUGAUUCAACAUUUUCAGCUUUACAAUAUCUUGGACGUGAUUUAAAAAAAUCGUUAGAUGUAUCAAGUUCAUCAGAUAUUGAUCGAGAAUUAAAAGAUAUGGCUAGUUCAGUGGAAACUGUUCGAGAUAAUCUUGAUCGAGCAAAAAAAUCUUAUGAAGAAAAUGAUAGUCUUCGUGAUCGUAUUGAAAGAAUAUUAAAUAAAGUCAAAAUUUUUACAAAUCGUAAACGACAAGAAUUACAUCAAAGUAUCGAUAGUGGUUAUGGUAGUAUUGAUUUAACUAGACGAUCAAUAGACAUGAAGAGUUUUAUCAAAGAUGUUGAUUUGGAAGCAUCACAAUUAUCUGAAGUAAAUGAUUUAAUAGUGGCAUUAGCUGAAAGAAAAUGUGAUCAACAAAUAAUUCGUUUGUUAGAAAAGAAACAAGAAGAUAUUUUACAAGAUCUUCUAAAUUUAAAAAAUGAAACAACAAAAACAAUUGAAAAUCUCGAUCUUCAAGUUCAAGAACAAGAAAAAUUACGUCAAAAUGCUCGUACAAUGUUAUCAAUAAUUCAACGUACGAAAGUCCAACUGAUUGAGUUACGUCCAACAAUGAAUGAUGAAGCUGAUCAAAGACUUAAAAAAAUCAACGAUGAUUUAACAAUAAAUUUUGAAUUAUUUCAACAAUUAUUGGAUGAUUAUAAACGUGUAUAUGGAAAUAUAUCUGAUGAUUUAGAUAAAAUAAUUACACGUGUUGUUGAAGAUAUGACUGAAGUAAAAGCACGUUUUAAUGAAAAAGAAUCAGAAUUAAAUGCUUAUGAUAUAAUACGUGAUGAAUAUGAAAAUAUUAUUGAAAAUACAUUAAAAAUAAUUCAAUUAAUUGAAAUCAAAACACAACAAUCACAUGGUAUUGAUCUUAGACAAAAUUUAGAUUUAUUAAAAGAUUUAACAAAUGAAAUGCAAGCACAUCGUUCAUUAAUCGAUCGUUUACAAUUACUUUCAUCAACAUUAUCAUCACAACUAAUUGAUACAAAUGAACGUGAACGUGUUAGACGUCGUCUUAAUGAAAUAAUACGUCGAUGGACUCAACUUGAACAAGAUAUAAUGAGUGAAGAAGAAAAUAUGGAAGAAAUGAAAAGUCUUACAGAAUUAUAUUAUAAUAUAAAUAUAACUUGUGAACGAUGGUUAAAACAAGCACGAGAUUUAAUUAAUGAAUUAACUAAUACAAGAGAUGUCGAAAUAUUUGAUCAACUUAUACCAAAAGCAAAAAGUAUUUUAUUUGAAUAUCAAACUUCUUUAGAACAUGUACAAAAAUUAAGAAAUAGACUUAAUCGAUUAGUUCAAACAAAUCGAACACCAGAAGCUACACAAAAGCUUAAUGAAGUUGAUCAACUGUUAAGUGACAUGAUAAGUCAUCGUGAAAAUCUUGAACAACGUUUAGAAUUAAGUCAAAAAAUACAUCUUCAAUUAAAUGAAUUUAAUAAACAAUAUUUAUUCUAUGAACAAUGGCUUGAAAAUAUUCAACGAACAAAUGAUUCAAUCUCGGACCAAACAUUAACAACCGAAGAAAAAUUACAACGUUAUCAUGAUAUACAAGUUGAAUUAGAUAAACGAAAACAAAUUAUUAAUACAUUAACACAUGAUUAUCCACAAAUUGUUCACCUUAUAUCAAUACCAAUUCAACAAUUACUUGGAAAUAUUGAACGAAUAAAAACAAAUGUAACUCGAAAACAAGAGGAAUAUGACAAUCAAAAUCAACAACAAAAAGAUUAUCGUGGUCGUGUUGAAUUAUUAUUUGAAUGGCUUAAACAAACACAUAAAUAUGAACCAUUAAGUGAUAAACGUGAUUUAGAUUCUCUUCAACGAGAAUAUGCACGUUUAAUUGAAAAACGUCAACUUAUUGAUGAAAAAUCACAUGAUAUUGAUUUAUUGCUACGAAAUAUCAAUAGUUCAAAUUUACCAAAUGAUACUUUACAACGAUUACGUCAGGAAAUUGAACAUUUAAAAGAACGUUUUGCUGAAACAGUAAUAGAACUUGAAACAAGAACAACAUUUAUUAAGAAAACAAUCAAAGAUGUAGAUGAACAACAACGUAAACAUCGCACUUAUCAAGAAUCUCUAAAUAAACUUUCUUCACUUGUACAGCAUGAUUAUCAAACACCUGGCCGAUCAAUUGAAGAUGCAUUAAGAUCACUUGAUGAACAAAUGAUUAAAUUUGAAACUCAAAAUGAAGAAAGAGAACGACGUAAACGUCAACGUGAACGUGAAUGGCAUUUAUUUAUGGAUGAAAUAAAUUUAUUACAAGAUAAAUUAAAUACAUUUAAACAACGAAAAGUUAAUACACAGGAUUCAAUUGAAGAACAACUUCAUUUUAUACGAAUGCAAGAUCAAGAAUUAGAUCAAUAUCAAGAUGAAUUAUCUCAUUUAAAACAACAUGGACAAACUAUGUGUCUUGAUGAUGGUAGUUCUAUGCCAUUACCAUCUGAAAUUCAUCUUCUUCAAUCAAUGAUUACCUUUUUAAAAGAACAAUUUGAACAACGUCGUCAAUAUUUACUUCAAGCUGAACGUAAACGAGAUAUUUAUCUUAAUGAAUGUAAAUUAUACGAAGAUAUAUUCAGUUUAACAAUGGAACGUCUUAGUCGUUCAAUUCAAGUUGCAUCUACAAGUGAUCAAUAUGCACGUCAAUUAUCUGAACAUAAAAUUCAUAAUGAACAAAUCGAUGAAAAACGUCGUCAGUUAAAUAUUUUAUAUGAUCAAUUAGAUCAUGAUACACGUACACGUUAUUUAAAACAACAUCAUGAUUUAGAAAAACGUUCAAAUGAAUUACAAGAUAAAAUUAUUGAACAAACUAUACACUAUGAAUAUUUAUUACGUAUAUGGAGAGAAUAUGAAACAAGACUUGAUGAAAUUCGACAUCAAUUAGAUGGAAUACAAAGUCAGUUAUCAAUAACAAAACGAUUAUUGCAUUUUGAACAAAUUCAAGCAGCUUUUGUUCUUUAUAAGGAUUUAAGACAACGUUUAGUUGUUAUUGAACCAGAAUUAUUACAUUUAAAUGAUGAAAUACAAAAUCUUUCUAAAGAAUUAAAUGUUGUUUCAUUACAAAAUGAUAUUAUUAAUGUAAAAGAUAAUUUUAUUAGAAUAUCGAAUGAUGUUAAAGAAAAAUUUGAUAGUCAUAAAAGUGCAACUAUUAUUGUUAAUGAUAUAAAACGUAAUUUAGCUAAUCUUGAAGAUACAUUAAGUCAAUGUUCAAUUGAAUCUCGAACAAGAUAUGAUGGAGAUAUAAAUGAAAUGAAAAUUCAAUUAGAACGAAUGAUGGAGGUGGAAAAACGUCUUGAAAGUAUUGGAGAUAUUUAUUUGAACACAGAAGCAUUAAUUAAACGUUUAACAACUUAUAAUUUAUAUGAUUUACAAUCAACUGAAGCAGAAUUAGAAAGUUUUCAUCGUAAAUGGACAUCACUUAAAACAGAAAUUUUUCGAAGUGAAAGUAUUCUUCAUCAAAAUAUUAUUAAUAAUUUACCAUCAAGACAAGCUUGUAAAGAAAUGCUUUUAUUUAUUGAUACAAUUAAACGUUUAUUGGAUGAUGAUCAUGGUGCACCUGUUAAUAACAGAGAAACUUUACAAAAAUUACUUAAGCGAUAUCGAGAUAUGCGUGUAGAAGUACUCAAUCAUCAAAGAAUAGUUGAUUUUCUCAAUGAAUCAUUGCAACAGGAAGCAAAUAUAGAUCUAACAAGUAUUGAUUAUAUGGAAAAAAUCAAACAAAUUAAUAUUGAUUGGAUAAGAAUAAAAUCUUUAAUAUCAGCUCGUAUUGAUACUUUAGAACAAUUAAAUGAUCAAUUCAAUGAAUUUGAUCAAACAGUUCGUACAUUAUCUGAUUGGGUUCAAGAACAAACAUCUGAUCUUGACUUUAUGCGUUCAAGAAAUAUGGAAGCUGGUGCUAAAGAUAAUUUACGAAAAUGCGAUGAAAUUGCAUAUCAAUUAACAUCUAAACAACAAGUUCUAACAUCAUUAAAAUCAUAUAGUAAUCGAAUAUCAUCUACAUCAACAACAUUUCAUAUAUCUGAUCAAGAUGGUACAAUACAAAAUUUACGUCAUAUGCUUGAUCAUUUAUCACCAUCAAUUGAACAAUUAAAAUUAAAAUCGAAAUCAAUUUUAUCCGAUUGGCAAGAAUAUAAUCGUGUUUUACUUCAAAUGGAAAAAAUAAUACGUGAAGGUGAAGCUGAUAUUGAUCGUAUUCAAACAAGUGCAAUGAAUGUUGAAACAUAUGAAAUGAGUACAAGAAAAGCUCAGGAACACUUACAAGUCAUGGAAUUACGUCGACGUGAUCUCGAUCAAAUUGCUUCUCAAGGUCGUCAAUUAUCCAGUCAAUGUGAUGGACAAACAUCAAUAAAAAUAAAUGAAAUAACACAUCGUAUUCAACAACAAUGGGCAACAGUUGAACAGCGUUUACAAGAAAUCAUUAGACCAUCGAGAGAAAUCGUCGAUAAUUGGAGACAAUUUAAUAGUUCAUAUGUUAAUUUACUCGAUCGACUUGGUGAACUUGAAGCUCGAUGGUACACAAUUCAACGAGAAAAAUUCACAUCAGAUAUAGAAUCACUUUUAGACAAAACUAAAGAUUUUCAACAACGUCUUCAACAACUUGAUAAUGAAAUAACAAGAUUAUAUGAACGAGCUCAAAAAUUAAGCAAUCAUUUACCUCCUAUAGUUGCCAAAAAGAUUGAUACACAAUAUUCUGUUAUUAAAAAUCAAUAUGCAGAAUUAUGUACACUUCAUGAUAAACUUCAAACUGAUAGUAAUGAAUUAAAACAACGUGAAAAAAUCUAUUUAGAUCAUUUAAAUGAAUUAACACAAGCAAUUAAUCAAGUUCAAAUAGCUUUUAAAUCUCAACAAUUAACUGAUGAAAAUGAAAUUAAUAAUUUAAAACAACUUAAUGAACUUCAUACAUUACUAUUAUCAAAACAUGAUUUAAUUGAACGUUUAAAUUCAAAUGAAUUUAUUUUAUAUUUUAAACGAGCUAAACAUUUACAUGAAGUUAUGAUUGAAUAUUCACAUUCAAUUGAAUUAAUUAAAAAUCGUAUAAAACAACUUGAAAUAAAUCAAUAUAAUAAAUUUAAUUUUGAUAAACGUUGUCAAAAAUGGAAUGAUUAUAUUCAAGCUAUUGAACAAAAUUUAGCAGUUAUACAACUAAAUUUACGUACUAAUUAUCAUGGUUUAUUAGAAAUUGAUACAAACUUAUCAAAUACAAUCAAUGAUUUUAAUCAACGACAACAAGAAUUAAUACAAUUAAUUAAUGAAGGUAAACAAUUAAUUGAACAAAAUUUAAUUAUUGAUCAUCAUACAUUUACUAAACUUGAACAACGUUGGCAAACAAUUAUGAAAGCUAUUUUAAAUAAACAACAAGAAGUUAAAGAUAUAAUUAAAUUAUGGUUAUCAUAUCAAAAUUAUUUAGAAAGUUAUUAUCGUUUACUUAAAAGUAAAUAUGAAUUAGAACAAGAACAAUUACAAUCACCAACUAUUGCUUUAAUUAAUCAAAUUAAACAAGGAAAUUAUUUAAGUGCAACACAAAAUGAAGAAUUAAAAAAUUUACUAGAAAAAAUUUAUGAAACAAAUCGACGACUUAUAGCACAUUCAGAUGUUAAAACACAAACAAUAUUAGAGAAAGAAUGGAAUGAUUUACAACGAUCAGCUAAUGAAAUUGAUAUUAAUAUUAAACAACGAUCUGAAACACUUAUCACGUUACUCGUUCGUUAUAAUGAACUUGAUCGAGCAUUGGAUAAUUUGAGUAUUUCAAUAAAAUCAAUUCGUACACUUCAACAACAAUCGACCGAAGAACUUGAUCAAUUUAUUUUACAAUGUCAAAGUAAAGAUCGUGAACUUACACAACAUCGACAUGAAUUACAGCGUUUACGGCAAACCAUAACAGAAAUAUCUCCUGAAUUACAUUCUGAUGAUAUAAAUCAAUUAAUGCAAAAAUUGAAUUUACUUGAAAUUCAAUGGACUGAUACUGAACGUAUUGUAAGAACAUUAAUUGAUAAUUUAACUAAAAAACGUUCAGAAUAUCAUGAUUUUGAACAUAAAUGUAAACGUCUUAUUGAAUGGUUUGAACAUUUUAUUGAUACUGAAUUGAAUCAUCGCAUUGAUGGUUUAACACUUGAAGCAAGUCUUGAUAUAUUAAAAACUGAAAUACGAAAUUUACUUGGUGAUAAACGACGAUAUGUUAAUGAUUUAAUUAUAGCAGCACGUGUUUUACAAACACAUAUAACUGAUCAAUUACAAUUACAAACAUUAAAACAACAAACUGAUCGAUUAGAACAAACGCUUAAUACAACAGAAGAACAUGUUGAAAAAAGAAUUAAAAAGACUGAAAUGGUUCUUAAAAUGUAUCAUGAUUUUGAACAAGGUUUAGAAAAUCUUCGUUCAUGGAUGGAUACUGUUGAAACAAAUCUACAAAGAUCAUUGUCAAUAAAUACAUUAAAUGCAAAUGAAUUACGUAGUCAUCAACAAUCCAUUGUUGCAAUCGAAGCGGAUAUUGAAAAACAUAGUACUAUUGUUAGUAGUGUUCUAGCACUUGGACAUAAUUUAUUAAGUGAAAAUGAUAUUCGUUCACGAAAUAUUGGCUCAAUACCACGAACAAUUCAAUCAGUUGAACAACGUUGGAUAUCAUUGAAAGAUUUAAUACGAAAAAGAAAACUUGAAUUGGAUACAGUUCAUGUAUCAUGGAGAAGUGUUGAUGAUGCAAUAAAACGUGCAUCAAAAAUGAUUACUGAUCAUGAACGAUUUCUUAGUGAAGUUAAAAGAACAUGUGGACAAGGUUUACAAGGAGUCAGAAGUGAAUACAAAAGUCUUGAGAAUUUUAAACGAACAUUAGAUGAUGAUGAAAAAGAUAUUCAACAAAUUACCGAUAAUUAUUCAGAAAUUAUUCGAAAUCAUCCAACAGCAGAUUCUACUGGUGAAAUUCGUUCAAAAAUUAAAGAAGUUAAUACUCGUUGGGAAAUAUUAAUUGGAACAGUACAUGAAACAUUGAAAAAUCUUAAAUAUAUGUUAAGUGUACAUGGUGAUUUUCAAUUAACACAAGAUUCAUUAGCACUUUGGUUAACUGAUUUGGAUGUACUUUUAACUAAUCUUGAACAUUUAUCAGAAGCACCAUCAAAUGAAAAGAUUCGACAAUUAGAUGAUAUGGAUCGAGAAAUUCAAGAAAAACAAACGAAAAUUGAAUAUGUUCGAACAUGUGCUAAUUAUUUACUUGGUAAAACAGUUGAUGCAAGAGGUUUAACAAUUAAUAUGAAUGAAUUAACGAAAUUUUGUCAACAAUUACGAGAUCUAACAAAACGUAUUAAAAAACUAAAACAAAAAUUAAUGAACUCAAGCGACCGUCAUUUGGAUUUAAUCACUUCUGCUCGUUCUUCACCACUUCAUGAAACAUUUUUCUCUACGCCAUCAACACAUAAACGUUUAUCUUCACCAGUUUCAUCAAGAUCUCGUUCACCUCAACGUUACCUUCGUUCACGAGAUCGAUUUUUUCGUUCAUAUGAUGAAAUAGAAUGGGGUGAUCAAUAUCAACGUGCUCAAGAACUUUUAUCUGAUUUUGAAGAUAUUCUCGUUCAAAUUAAUGGUGAUUUUCUUGCCAAAGAAGAAACUUUUCGUUCUGAAACACCAAUUGGUGUUCAUGUUGAAGAUUUACCUGUUGAAUUUACUUAUACUCGAAUAUUAACAACAACACGUCGAAAAAUUGAAGCAUUACGUGAAAUAAUUAAACAAAUUGACCAAGAACUAGGUCCUUUAUUAGUCGAUGAUCUUAAUAAUGAUCCAGUUGUUGUUGAUAUUAUGGAAAAAUGGAAUCGUUUACAAACAUUAGCUCACGAUAAAGAUGAACAAUUAAAAGAAAAUCGUAUGCAAUGGAAACAUUUUAAACGACAAUUAGAAGACCUUGAACAAGCAGUUGAACAAUUUACAAAACUAGAUAAUUUAUUACCUCGAACUGUGUAUUCAAAAGCAGAUGUACAUCGUGAUCAAGUUCAACGAUUAGGUUUCAUAUAA